AUGAAAAAUAACAUUGUUGAUGAAUACUUUGCUCCUAGGGUCCAAAUAGACAUUUCUAAACCCAUAGGUGCAUAUAUUCCCUACGGAAAUUCCCUCAUGUUUGUGGUUUCUAUGCGUCUUCAAGGGAUGGACUUUUUUAGGUACAUACACUCUAGAGAUGAUGGAAAGCCAUUUACCAUGUCGGACGUUAUUCAUAAGGAUAUUGGACUUGGGAUAUUCUCCACUAAAUCUCUGAAAAGCCUAUCUGUCUUUUACAGGGACGGCGAUAACACACUCGAUAUUCCUCUAAUGAUCUUGUUUGAGGAACAGACGGGAGGUUACUGCUACUAUUAUAGGAGUGGUAGCAAGUGGACAAAAGAGUGCAGAGAAUCUCAACUUUCUGAGUCUGACACAGAGCGUAAACUUGAAGAUAUUGUAGAUGAGUGUUGCCCAUAUUGUGGAAUCUCAAAGAAGACGUUAUGGGCACUUUGGACACUCUCUGCGCUAUUCUUCAUCUAUGCUCUCUUUGAAGCAUUUGUCACGUACAAGAAACCAGAGUGGAGUCUAAUAUACAAACUUGCGGGUAGUAUAGAAUUUGUGAUACACAAGGCAGAGAUAUGGAUGAUUGAGAAUGUCCCGAUUUUUAAACACUUUCUUAUGCUAGUCGUUGCUAAGGAUAAGCCUCCACAGGGAUUUCUGGGUGCUUGGAAGCGAAGCAUGACUCUAGAGGUAGCCUAUAUUGUGGUAUACAUCAUCUCAAUGACAUUUGUUUCCAUGACGGCUUUGGAUUUGGCGGAUUUGGUGCAUUUCCUUCCGAGGGCUCCACAGAUUCAUGUACGUUUCAUUUCUAUUUUAUCAUUUCUCCCACAGGACCUGUCGUUUUAUGGUAUGAAUUUGGCUCCACCAUUUUCUCUUGAGCAUCCACAUCUUUCUUCACCGCCAACUUUACCAACUGGAAACAUACCACUUGUACUUCACAAGAAUGCAAUUUUUCCAAACCAUGGCAUUUCACGCCUUCAGUACAUCAAGGAACAAGUGGAACCGUUGGCAAAGCCUACAGAUUCCAAAGCUGAUACAGCAGCUCCACUCUCUCCUGUUGCCAAGAGCACCUUUGACGCCUCGAUUAAUGACAAGAAUAGUGCAACCAUGAGCCAGGCAUCCGUAGGAAAAGGUGAUGGUUCUGUCGUAAAAAAGGCUACUGGUCCUACGCAGGCGCCUGCGAAGAAUGAGGCAAAGGAAGAUACAGGCACAUUUUAUGAUAAUCUCCCAUUUGUUCCGCAUCUUGGAGAAUCAGAGGGUGAGACUGAAGAAGUUUCAAAGGAUGAGUUUCCACCAGAAACUGGUGAUUUAAGUCCAGAGGGUAAAUCCGAGGUUGUUGUAAUGUACAAGUUGCAAAAGAGACCUCUAAAGAUUCUGGCUUCUGCGUUUAUAACACUCUGCUUCUUCUUUUAUACCUACUGUCUCUGGAUCGUCUUUACCUUUGUCUUGAACAAGGGCACAGACCUGGAUGCACUCACUAGACAUCCAGAACAAUUUACUCCACUUAUUGAAUGA
Messenger RNA from Theileria equi strain WA, 1533 nucleotides. RefSeq lists its product as hypothetical. The transcript is spliced from 3 exons. Lineage: Eukaryota; Apicomplexa; Aconoidasida; Piroplasmida; Theileriidae. The coding region runs from base 1 to 1533 and encodes 510 amino acids. The record is from RefSeq and is a predicted model, not a curated record.